UGUACGUACUAAGUUUUCUAGUAAAUACUUUUGCAAGAUGAUUGGCAGGGUGAUUUUAGUGAUAGCUGUAUGGGCUGUGGCUAUUAGGGCACAGUCAGAGGUCGAUGAUGUGGAAGACCACAGUACUGUCGGAUAUUCCAACGAUACUCAUGAGGAUGCAAAAUUGGAUGCGCCCGGACUAAUCUCAAAGUAUGGGUACCCAGUAGAAACCCACAGAGUAAUAACUUCAGAUGGCUACAUCUUGACUGCUCAUCGGAUUCCUCAUGGAAAAUAUAAGAACAAUGAACCUGGACCUCGACCUGUGGUCUUCUUGAUGCAUGGUCUCAUGUGUUCGUCGGCCGAUUUUAUCGUAUUAGGGCCAGGGAGCGCUCUUUCUUAUCUUUUGGCGGAGGAAGGUUAUGAUGUCUGGAUGGGCAACGCUCGUGGGAACUUCUACUCCCGCAACCAUACUACCCUCAAUCCUGACACCGAUAGAAAAUUCUGGCGAUUUAGCUGGGAACACAUCGGCUUAUACGAUCUGCCAGCUUUUAUUGAUUACAUAAUUUAUAUUACUGGAGAAAGCAAAAUGCAUUACAUAGGACAUUCUCAAGGGGGCACUGUGUUCUUGGUGCUAAAUUCUUUGAAGCCUGAAUACAAUGACAAGUUCAUCUCAUUCCAAGGUCUUGCACCGGCCGCAUAUUUCACGCACAGUGAGAAUGAGAAGAGAGAUCAUCUAGCCCGGUAUAUUCAUAUUAUCGAGCCUAUAUUCUUCAAACUGACCAAGGGCGAGUUAACAAAUAGUACCCAAAUAAAAAAAAUGUUAGAUAUUAUUUGUCGAAAUGAAUCAAUUUUAGAUACAAAAUGCGUCGAGACUGUCGUCAGAAUAUUAUCACCUGAUGUGGCAGUCCUUAAUCAGACAAUGCUUCCUGUCUUCUUAAGUCACACGCCAGCAGGCGCUUCCAUCCGGCAGUACACUCACUAUGCUCAAAGUAUAAAUCGGAACACAUUUGCUCGCUUCAACUAUGGUCCACUUAUAAACCUGAUAUUAUAUAAGAGCGACAUCCCGCCAGAGUUUGACGUAUCAAAAAUCACGGUACCAGCCUAUUUGUACUAUGGUAUGAGUGAUCACGCAGUUAACUAUAGAGACACAUUCAAACUAGGUUCAAUGUUAGGCAACACUAUUGAAACUAUAAAAAUUGAGAGAGAAACUGUCAACCACUUUGACUUUAUUUGGGGUACACAUGCGAAAACCGAGAUCUAUGAUACUGUUUUUGAUAGAAUGAAGAAAGCACCAGAACAUGAAAAAAGGUAUCAACUAACAUAACGAACGAUGUUCUGAAAUACAUUUACCUACCCGGGCCAACAACUAUGAUCAAACUUUUGCGACUACUUUAACGCA
Messenger RNA from Pectinophora gossypiella (pink bollworm), 1378 nucleotides. Its product is annotated as lipase 1-like. The record is from RefSeq and is a predicted model, not a curated record. Gene Ontology annotation, biological process: lipid metabolic process. Gene Ontology annotation, molecular function: hydrolase activity, acting on ester bonds. The transcript is spliced from 5 exons. The coding region runs from base 38 to 1303 and encodes 421 amino acids. Lineage: Eukaryota; Metazoa; Arthropoda; Insecta; Lepidoptera; Gelechiidae.